AGCACAAUUAGGGCGGAUCUUGGCAGUUUUUGCAAUAAAGAUGGCUGACGAAGAAUUAGCUCUGCAAACUGGUGGGCACGAUGAGGAGGACGCGGGACUGGGCGGCGGUACAGAAGAGGACAUGGAUCAGGAGGUAGAGGCGAUGAAGCAACGUAUUAAGGAGAUGGAAGCAGAGGCGCAAAAACUCCGAGAGAUGCAGGCCCAGGUGGAGAAGGAGAUGCACAUGUCUACCAACGGUGAAGGAGAUGCAGACAGUAAAGAAGAGGUGGAUUCCCGAUCCAUUUACAUUGGAAAUGUGGACUAUAGCUCUACACCUGAAGAAAUUCAAGCACACUUUCAAUCGUGUGGCACAAUCAAUCGGGUAACGAUCCUAUGUGACAAGUGGACAGGUCAUCCCAAAGGUUAUGCGUAUGUGGAAUUUGCGGAUCCAUCGAUUGUAGCAAAUGCAUUGGUGCUCAACGACUCCCUAUUUAAAGGAAGAUUGAUCAAGGUCAGUGCAAAGCGCACCAACCUUCCGGGUAUGAACGCACGCGGUAGAGGGCGUGGACGAGGCGGAUACAGAGGAUACCGUGGAGGCGGGUAUGCGGGUUACAGAGGAAGGCCACCGUUCAGGUCGCGCCGUGGGCAUUUUGCUCCAUACUGAGACAUUUUGGGGCGCUUUUGUGAAAGAUAUGUUGCCAGUUGCAACUGUGCAUCUUUCGGGGAAAAUGUUGGAUGGUAAUAAUACUGCUGGAUGUGAAUUUUCGUGCGUACAAAAGAAUAUGAGAUAUUAUAUCUUUUACAAGUUUUUUUAUUAUGCAUACAAUACAGUAACUGAAGACUUGGG
Molecule: messenger RNA, 826 nt
Organism: Spizellomyces punctatus DAOM BR117
Lineage: Eukaryota; Fungi; Chytridiomycota; Chytridiomycetes; Spizellomycetales; Spizellomycetaceae
Exons: 8
Coding region: 41-643 (200 amino acids)
Molecular function (GO): RNA binding
Source: RefSeq, a predicted model, not a curated record